Messenger RNA from Castor canadensis (American beaver), 2512 nucleotides. The record is from RefSeq and is a predicted model, not a curated record. NCBI's taxonomy places the organism in Eukaryota, Metazoa, Chordata, Mammalia, Rodentia, Castoridae.
CAGAGCCAGGGCAGGAGUGUAGCCAUGAGCCCUCUGCUAUUCUACACCCUGCCUGCACUGGGCGGCUACGUCAUGCUCUCCAUCUUCUUCCUGCGCCGGCCUCGUUUACUGCACACACCAUUGACUCCAGCUUUCCGGGCCCGCCUGGCAGCCCACCGAGGAGGGUCUGGAGAGCUGCUGGAGAACACUAUGGAGGCCAUGGAGAACUCUAUGGCCCAGCGAGCCGACCUCCUGGAACUGGACUGCCAGCUGACACGAGAUGGUGUAGUGGUAGUGUCACACGAUGAGAACCUGUCCCGCCAGUCAGGCUUGAACAGGAAUAUAGGAAGCCUGAACUUUGAGGAGCUUCCCCUGUACAAGGAGGAGCUAGAGAUUUACUUCUCACCAGGUGAGAGCAGGGGCUGUGAGCCCUGGAUCAGCUGGGGCCACCUUCCAAGGCCUCCCUUGGGUUCCCCCAUCUACCCCUCCAGUCCUUCUCUGACUCCUUGUCGCACAUUCCUAUUCCCAGGCCACUUUGCCCAUGGGUCAGACCGGCACAUGGUUCGCCUGGAGGAUGUAUUCCAGAGGUUCCCACGGACACCUAUGAGUGUGGAGAUCAAAGAGAAGAACGAGGAACUCAUUCAGAAGGUAGCCAGCCUGGUGAGACGUUUUGACCGCAACAAGAUCACUAUCUGGGCCUCUGAGAAGAGCUCAAUCAUGCGGAAGUGCAAGGCUGCUAACCCAGAGAUGCCAGUGUCCUUCACGAUAGGCCGCACGGUCUGGAUGCUGCUGCUCUAUUACCUGGGGCUGCUGCCCUUCAUCUCCAUCUCUGAGAAGUUCUUCCUUUGCUUCCUGCCCACUAUCAUCAACAGGACCUACUUCCCAUUUUCCAGCCCUGGGAUGAACAAGCUGGCAGCUGUGUUUUCAAAAUGGGUCAUUAUGAGGAAAAGUUUGAUCCGACACCUGGAGGAGCGAGGGGUACAGGGCUUGGUGAGCUACUUGAAGAUGGAGACACAUAGGACCUAUUGUCCUGAUCCCUGAGGGGGGAAACCAGGCCCAGCCCACCCUGUCCCACAGUCCUGAGCACUGACUUUGAAAGCAAACCUCCCUGAGAAUAUUCCAGGCACAGUAGCAUGGGGACUUACCAUUACCAGCAAGGUAAGAAAUGAAGUGGGCAGUGGCCUGCCUAUGCCAGAUCAGAUACUGUAGAAAGGAAACAGAGUGGGCUGGUGGAGUGGCUCAAGUGGUAGAGCACCUGCCUAGCAAGCACAGGCCCUGAGUUCAAAUCCCAGUACCACCAAAAGAAUAAAAAGAAAGAAACAGCACUAUGAGCUUUAGAGUCUGGAAGCGGUGAACUGGGAGCAGCCCUGGGAGGGACGGGAGGAAGAACAUCUCAGGCAGGGUCUCCAAGGGUGGGGAGGCUGGAGGAGCAAAAGAGCAGGAGUCAGAGGAAUAGAAUGGCCCAGGCCAAGCCUGGAGGAAGUGGCCCAGGGCAGCAGAGGCUCAGGCAGGCAGUCCCACUGACCUCAGAAAGGAGGCUGGACUUUGACCCACAGGAAGGGAAGUUUUUGAGAGCCUUGGAGAGGGGAGACUGAUCCAGCUGAGUCUGUUGACUGAGGGUCACUUGGGCUACCAAGUGAAGAAGAAAGUGGUGUGUGUGGGGUCACAUGGAAGCAGAAUGUCAAGACUCAGGCUUAGGUGGCAGCAGUGAAAGACGGAAGGGUUAACUCAGAGAGUCUAGGCCUUGGCUACUCCUUGGACAAGGGGUGAGUGAGGCCCAUCAGCCCUCUCACAGCUUGGAUCUUCACAACUUUGUGAGGUUGGCCUAUCACCCUCAUCUGUCAGUCUAAGAAAUCAAGAGGUCCAGCAACUUGCCUGGAAUAAAAUUCCAUCUUCACCUGCCUUUGUGCAGAAAAGAAGUCGGGAAUGCCCAGAGCAGCAGGGCAUGGGUUCCCUGGGAGGAAGAACAAAUGCCCUGAUUUGACCAUUACUUUCCCUGGAUUAAGUAAUCCCUCCUUUACUGAUUUCAGGUUGCCAACAUGGGGUCUCUAAGUACAGAAUGUGGAAGACAGGGUAGCACCGCAGUCAUUACACAAGACUCUCAUCUUACGGGUUCAACAGACACAGUGAGCCUGAGGAGAACAGAAAAUAGUAAAAUGUAAUGAAAUAAUUAGGAAGUGAUAGGUUUUGAGUAUUGCCUCUGUUUUUAAUGUAAUUAGUUUAAUCGUAAGUUUAUACAGUUUAACUUUUAGUAAUAACUGUGUUUGAUAACCAGUUUGCAAAAUUCCUGAAAAGUUAACAAUCAGCUUCCAGCAUACCACUGCAGUAGGGGGUGUCUCCACAGAGGAGGGGAGCUGCCACCAGCUGGGUGUUAGGGAAAGUUCCAGGCAGAGCUGUUUGGAAACUAACAAGUCCCGCCCUCCCUGCUUAGGUGGUAUUUUGGUGCCUUAAUGAAGAGUCUGAUUUUGAAGUGGCUUUGAGCCUAGGGGCCACCGGCGUCAUGACGGAUUACCCCACAGCCCUGAGGCAAUAC